ACAUUUUCGAAGGCGUUGACAUGAUAGGCAUUGGUCUGCGCGCUAGCAGUAACACAGGAUGAUACCGAUGGCAGGCGGACGUAGGAAGAGAGUGCUUUCAGCGGUACUUUUUGCGUUCUUGAUGCUGGCUUGGCCGUCGCUCGGAGAAAGUGGCGGGGGUCGCCAAGAUGUGAGCGUGGCAGUCGCGGAGACUGAUUCAGAGGUCAAGCACAAGGGUUUGUUUUCUCCAUUUUCAGGGUUGGAUUUUGUGGCUUUCACGAUUAUUUUCGUGGGGAGCGCGAUAGCCGCCGGCGCCGGUCUGGGAGGAGGCAUAUUAAAUACGCCGAUUUUGAUGUCUGUGGCAAAGUUCAGUGCGUCUGAGUCAAUUCCGCUGAGCAGCGUAUGCAUUUUUUCGGCGGCUUUGGUGACUUUUCUCUUGAAUCUGCCGUUACGUCGGGCUUCGGCGGACCGCCCCCUGAUCGACUUCAACACGGCGCUGAUCGUUCAGCCGCUCGCGAUGGUGGGCGCGACCAUAGGAAUGAUACUGAACGUAGUCAUGGUGGACUGGGCGACUUUGUGUAUUCUGCUGCUGACGAUUUCGUACACAAUAUACAAAAUGCUGUUGAAAACUUGGAGUGUGUGGAAUAAAGACUGGUCUGGAAGAGCGAGAAGGAGGGCCAGAAGGGACACGACCCAACUGGACGAGUUGGAAGACGCGGACCGAUGCAGAGGUAGUGGAGUGGAAAUUUCAGUCGUUCCGCUGCAGCCAAAUUCAGAGAAUCGGGAUUCUUUCUCAGAGCAAAGCAGAGAGAAAUUCGCUUCACCCAGGAACACCUUGCUUAGUGACCUCCACUCGGGAGAUCAAGAGUCUCACGAAAAAGAUGUCUCCGAUCAGCAAUUUCCAGAGUCCGCUCCGCCAAAUUUCGCCUCCUUGGACAAAAUGGACCCCUCGACGCAAUCCUCGGACUGCUUUCGGCUGGAUAAGCUGGAAAGUGCAGAGAGAUUUAUUCCAAAGCGAAAAAUUUUGUAUUUUUUCCUCAUUUUAUCUCUCUCUAUAGCCUGGGCGCUCGUAGUCAGCGGGAAGUCGGACAAGAGCAUAGCCCACGUCGACAGAUGCUCCCCUCUAUACUGGGGACUACACGGACUGUUCCUCUUUGUAUUCUCCGUCGUCACGCUGCGAAUCGCUGUCGUUAUGUACAAAAACUACCGAAAAAAAGUUCGGUUCAACUUUCAAUUCCAGGACUCUGAUAUCCGCUGGAACAUAAAGCACCUAAUCGCCACCAUCAUCGUCGGACUCGCUUCUGGCAUCCUCGCGUCCCUGCUCGGCAUAGGCGGCGGAAUGGUCAUCACUCCCCUCAUGCUCGAAUUGAAAGUCGCGCCGGACUGCACGGCCGCCACCUCGUCUUUCAUCAUUCUCUCGACGUCUCUGGUUUCCAUCGCUCAAUACGCCGUGCUGGGAAGAGUAGCUCUGGACUACGCGAUAGCUCUGUUCAUCGUGGGCAUUCUGGCAAGUGUCACCGGGAAUUUGGUCAUCUUGAAACUCAGAAAAAAAUACAACAGCCAACUGUUCAUACUGAUCGCCAUGCUCAUGAUCGCCAUACCAAGCUCCAUUUUGCUGGUGCAGGUGACCAUUUCCGAACUCAUCUCAAACGCCCACUCUGGUGCACAAAAACAAAAUCUCUGUCCGAAAACAUAAACACCUCUAUGUACACACGCACACACACAUGAA
Messenger RNA from Schistocerca gregaria, 1708 nucleotides. RefSeq lists its product as uncharacterized. Gene Ontology annotation, cellular component: Cul4A-RING E3 ubiquitin ligase complex; membrane. Gene Ontology annotation, biological process: protein ubiquitination. The transcript has 2 exons. The record is from RefSeq and is a predicted model, not a curated record. Lineage: Eukaryota; Metazoa; Arthropoda; Insecta; Orthoptera; Acrididae. Bases 59 to 1675 code for a protein of 538 amino acids.